GAAGAUGAAGGGGGGGAAGCCUGCAAAUCACUGACGUCUCCUCCUGCUCCUGCUGCUGCAACGACGCUCAUCAAGAAGCCAUUUCUGUUGCGUUCAGGGUCCAGCCUACGCGGUCGGAGAACGCACACUCCUGCUCCGACACAGCGUGAAUCUCGUCAUACGGAGGUGUCCCCCCCCACCACCACCACCGCCUCCCUCUCUCUUGCUAGCAUAUCAUCGAGCCCAGGCAACAGUGGUGUUCACCGAGAUCACCUCCUCCUCUUCUUCCUCGGAACACGCACGACUCACGGAGCGGACCUGCCGAGGCCACAUUCCAGCAUUCCUACAGCGCGAUCCACCGCGACGAGGCUGUGGGGGGGUUUCCUCCUCGCUUUUUUUUUUAAAGCAUUUGACAAAUCCUCUUUGUGUGCGUAUAGGGUGGAGUCAACCGGAAUUCUCCAAUUUGGGAAAAAAAACACCGACACACACUAGAAAACCUCCCUGACUGGCAUCACAAAAAAAGAAGCACCAUGAAGGACGGUAUUGCCAACAACAGCACAGCCAGCAUCUCCCAAGCUAGGAAAGCUGUGGAGCAGCUCAAGAUGGAGGCUUGCAUGGACAGGAUAAAGGUGUCCAAAGCCGCCGCAGACCUGAUGGCAUACUGCGACGCCCACAUACGUGAGGACCCCCUCAUCGUGCCCGUCCCUGCUUCCGAGAACCCAUUCCGGGAGAAGAAGUUCUUCUGCGCCAUCCUCUGAUGAGCUGCAUGCCGAGCGCCGCAGGCUGCAGGCGUGGCGUCGCCUGGCUUCUCUGUCUUCACCACACCUGAAGCCACUUGCCGUGGGCGUCCAGUUGAGUUUAACCGGGUGGACACUGGUGUUGGUCGGCUCUGUCCUGGCGGCUGAGGGGUUCUACGGGGGGAGCCCGAUCUCAUGUCUUGUUCAAUAGGUUUGUUAUUGCUUUGUUAUUAGAGAACAGCCUUGCUCAGUGCUUCAUGAGGUAAGAGGUGUUUUUUAUUUUUAUUCCUAACUUUUAUUGUGCGAGAUGUGAACAUGCCUCAGGAAACAGACAUGUGCCCACGAAAUAUCUUCAUUUCACGUGAAUCAUUCAUCUCUGUGUUAUCUUGAACGUCAGUGCCUUUCAGUGAGCAAGCUUGAAGUAUUUGCAGCACACUGCACUGAAAGCACCGCAACAACGUUACACCUGGCUCAUUUCACUGCUUUCACUAAUGAAACAAUUGGAGUCGAGAUCCGAACAGCCAUCAGAUAUCUUGCAGAGUGAAGUAUUGUGGUGAGAAGAAAGCUCAUCUGUUUGUUCAAGCGACACAACAUCACUGUGCAAGCCUUUUAGUCCAAAUUAGCUAAUAAACCUUCCUAGCCCCAUCUUGAUGCAUUCUACCCAGGUUGUUAGUUCCAUUUAAGCGUCAAUCAGUCUUCCAUUUCACCCCACAGCUUCUGAUUACAAUGCUUUCCCAAGUUGUAGGUGAUCACGUGUUUGCCGGGCAUGUUUCCUGAGUAAAAGGCAAAGCCUUUGAUGCCAAAAUGGAGGCCUGCAUGUUCCUCUGCUCCUUUUUUUUUUGUUUUUGGACGGCCGCCUCUGUUUCCAAGCAGCUGUUCCAGUGUACAGUAUGUUUCGGUGCCAAUCCCUGUGAGAGCCGUGUCAUCAUCACACUGGGCUCCCACACUUUUUUUUUGUUGUUAUUUUGGGUUCCGUUCGGGAAGAAAAAGCACACUGUUGAGACAUCUCCUUUACAUGGUAUUAAAAUAGCAUUUACAAAUUUUUAUGAUGAAUUGUCAACGAUGGUUUGUUAUUAUCUUUAUUAUGAGUAGUUCUUAUUGAAUAUUUGUUGCACAACACUGACUGAGACAUGACGUGUAGUGCUACUAAGCUUGUAUGAUACCUACAGUGGAAAUGAUGUACAAAUCAUGCAGUUAUUCAUAAUGUGUGAGUAUUUUUUAAAACAAACACAACAAUCUGUGAAACUUAAAGUCAUUUCCUUCCGGUACUUGAAGAUCAAUCUUUUUAGAAGAAUAAUUUCAGUAUAUGUCUUUAUAAAAUCCUCAGAAUGCCCUCGCGGGUCGCUCACUGAUUUCUUAGAAUGGUGCCAAAUUUUAAAUGAUAAAUCUAACAGCUAAGGAUGAAUAUUGCAUGAUUUUAUUUCUAAAAUGGCGACAAUUGGUAUGAUCUGAAAUGUUGCCUCUCUGCUGACUUUCUGCACAUGCCAUCACACUGGAAGUCGGAUAUGUUGACAACGUGCAGCUGUAUUCUUAAAUCGUAUUAUCGUUUUUGUAAUAAAUAAAUGAACAAUGCAUUUAA
Dunckerocampus dactyliophorus (ringed pipefish) is the source of this 2295-nucleotide messenger RNA. RefSeq names its product guanine nucleotide-binding protein G(I)/G(S)/G(O) subunit gamma-4. The record is from RefSeq and is a predicted model, not a curated record. Gene Ontology annotation, biological process: G protein-coupled receptor signaling pathway. Gene Ontology annotation, molecular function: G-protein beta-subunit binding. Lineage: Eukaryota; Metazoa; Chordata; Actinopteri; Syngnathiformes; Syngnathidae. The coding region runs from base 510 to 737 and encodes 75 amino acids. The transcript is spliced from 4 exons. Gene Ontology annotation, cellular component: heterotrimeric G-protein complex.